AUGAGCAGCGUCUGGUCCCCGCCUGCUGCCGGGCAGCUCUGCUACCAGAACGUCAAUGGAUCCUGCGUGAAAACUCCCUACUCGCCAGGGGCCCGGCUGAUUCUCUACACAGUGUUCAGCGCUGGGGUUGCGCUGGCCGUGCUUGGAAACCUCCUGGUGAUCAUCUCAAUCCUUCAUUUCAAGCAGCUGCACACUCCAACCAAUUUUCUCAUCGCCUCUCUGGCCUACACUGACUUUCUGGUGGGCGUGACCGUGAUGCCCUUCAGCAUGGUCAGGUCCGUGGAGAGCUGCUGGUACUUUGGGCGAAGUUUCUGUACUUUGCACACGUGCUGUGAUGUGGCAUUCUGUUACUCUUCUCUCUUCCACUUGUGCUUCAUCUCCAUUGACAGGUACAUUGCAGUCACCGACCCUCUGGUCUAUCCUACCAAGUUCACAGUGUCAGUGUCCGGGGUGUGCAUCUGCAUCUCCUGGAUCCUGCCCCUCGGGUACAGCGGUGCCGUGUUCUACACAGAAGCCUAUGAUGAUGGGCUAGAAGAAUUAUCCAGUGCCCUUAACUGUAUAGGGGGUUGUCAGACAGUCGUAAAUCAAAAUUGGGUGUUGGUAGAUUUUUUUUCCUUCUUUAUACCUACCCUUGUUAUGGUGAUUCUGUACAGUAAUAUUUUUCUUGUGGCUAGACAACAGGCUAAAAAGAUUGAAAAUACUGGAGGCAAAACAGAAUCAUCAUCAGACAGUUAUAAAUCCAGAGUGGCCAAGAGAGAGAGAAAAGCAGCUAAAACCCUGGGAAUCACAGUGGUAACAUUUAUGAUUUCAUGGCUACCAUAUAGUAUUGACUCAUUAAUUGAUGCCUUUAUGGGCUUCAUAACCCCUGCCUAUAUUUAUGAAAUUUGCUGUUGGUGUGCUUAUUAUAACUCAGCCAUGAACCCUUUGAUUUAUGCUUUAUUUUAUCCAUGGUUUAGGAAUGCUAUAAAAGUUAUUGUGAGUGGUCGGGUUUUCAAGGACAAUUCUGCAAACAUAAAUUUGUUCUCUGAACAAAUGUAA
Molecule: messenger RNA, 1038 nt
Organism: Manis pentadactyla (Chinese pangolin)
Lineage: Eukaryota; Metazoa; Chordata; Mammalia; Pholidota; Manidae
Product: trace amine-associated receptor 6
Exons: 1
Coding region: 1-1038 (345 amino acids)
Biological process (GO): G protein-coupled receptor signaling pathway
Cellular component (GO): membrane
Molecular function (GO): trace-amine receptor activity
Source: RefSeq, a predicted model, not a curated record